Molecule: messenger RNA, 5532 nt
Organism: Knipowitschia caucasica
Lineage: Eukaryota; Metazoa; Chordata; Actinopteri; Gobiiformes; Gobiidae
Source: the annotation of a GenBank genome assembly
AUGAGGCGAGUCGGAGAUGGGGGGCUCUCGGUGAUGCUUCUUCUGGCUCUGGUGGUCGGACAGGGGGGGUGCUCGACGAAGGCAUGCCCCACACACUGCACUUGCCUGGGGACCGUGGUGGACUGUCACGGCCUGGGGAUCAAAGCGGUACCCAAAAACCUCCCCAAGGGAACCGAGAGACUAGAUCUGAACGGGAACAACCUCACAGUCAUCACCAAGUUUGACUUCUCUGGACUGAAACACCUCCGCGUGCUACAUUUGAUGGAGAACCAGAUCACGAACGUGGAGAGAGGAGCCUUCGACGAUCUGAAGGAGCUGGAGCGACUACGGAUAAACAGGAACCGUCUGACUCAGAUCCCAGAGCUGCUGUUCCAGAAGAACGAAGCUUUGUCAAGACUAGACUUGAGUGAAAACGUGAUCCAGGCCAUUCCCAGGAGAGCGUUCAGAGGAGCCACUGACCUCAAAAACCUUCAGAUGGAUAAGAACCACAUCAGCUGCAUCGAGGAGGGCGCCUUCAGAGCUCUGCGGUCUCUGGAAGUCCUGACUCUGAACAACAACAACAUCACCACGAUCCCGGUGUCCAGCUUUAACCACAUGCCCAAACUGCGCACCUUCCGCCUCCACUCUAACGCCCUGCGCUGCGACUGCCACAUGUCCUGGUUGUCUCCGUGGCUGCGACAGAGACCCUCCCUGGGGCUCUUCACACAGUGCAGUUCCCCCCCGGUCCUGAGGGGGCUCAACCUGGCCGAGCUGCGCAAGAGUGACUUCGCCUGCUCUGGCCAGGGCGUGAGUGCGUUCGUGCAGCCCUGCAGUCUGGCCUCUGGCUCCUGUCCGCCCAUGUGCACCUGCUCCAACAACAUCGUGGACUGUAGAGGAAGAGGCCUCACCGCCAUCCCGGCACAUCUGCCCGAGGCCAUGACCGAGAUUCGUUUGGAGCAAAAUGGGAUAAAGUCGGUCCCUCCCGGAGCCUUCACCUCCUACAAGAAGCUGCAGCGGAUAGAUUUGAGCAACAACCAGAUUUCAGAGAUCGCCCCUGAUGCUUUCCAUGGACUAAAAGCUCUCAACUCACUUGUUUUAUAUGGAAACAAGAUCACUGAGCUGCCGGAGGGAGUGUUUGAUGGACUGUCGUCUCUGGAGCUGCUAUUGCUGAACGCCAACAAGAUCCACUGCGUCCGCGCCUCGGCCUUCAAAGACCUGGAGAACCUGGCUCUGCUCUCACUGUACGACAACAAGAUCCAGAGUGUGGCCAAAGGGACCUUCAACUCUCUGCACAGUAUUCAGACCCUACAUUUGGCCCAGAACCCGUUUGUGUGCGACUGUCACGUGAAGUGGCUGUCCGACUUCCUGCGCGCCAAUCCCAUCGAGACGAGUGGAGCGCGCUGUGCCAGUCCCCGCCGCCUCGCCAACAAGCGCAUCGCCCAGAUCAAGAGCAACAAGUUCAGGUGCUCCGCCAAAGAGCAGUACUACAUUCCAGGCUCGGAGGAUAAGCGGCUGACAUACGAGUGCAACAGUAAACCCGUGUGUCCGUCCAAAUGUCGCUGUGAAGCUAAUGUGGUGGACUGCUCCAACCUGCGCCUCACCCAGUUCCCCCAACACCUGCCCCCAGCCACCGAGGAGCUGCGUCUGAACAACAAUGACCUGUCGGUGCUGGAGGCCACUGGUGCCUUCAAGGGCCUCAAGCAGCUCAAGAAAAUAAACUUGAGCAACAAUAAGAUCUCGGAGAUAGAGGACGGUGCGUUCGAUGGAGCCUCGUCGGUGGUGGAGCUGCACCUCACAGCGAACCACCUGGAGUCUGUGAGAGGGGCCAUGUUCCGAGGGGCCGACGGGCUGCGCAUGCUUAUGCUGAGGAACAAUAAGAUCAGCUGUAUCCACAACGGCAGCUUCACAGGCCUCCCUCACGUUCGCCUCCUGUCUCUGUACGACAACCAGCUCAGCAACAUCCUCCCGGGGGCUUUCGACGCUCUGCCCAACCUCUCCACUCUAAACCUGCUGGCGAAUCCGUUUAAGUGCGACUGUCGGUUGUCGUGGUUCGGGGCGUGGCUUCGGAGCCGGAGAAUUGUCACGGGCAACCCUCGCUGUCAGAGCCCCGCCUUCCUCCGCGAGAUCCCCCUGCAGGACGUGGCGGCCCCGGAUUUUAGAUGUGAAGAAGGGUGGGUGGACGACAGCCUGUGUGGCCCCGGGCCCCUGUGUCCCGCUCACUGCACCUGUGUGGACACUGUGGUCCGCUGCAGCAACAAACACCUACAGACUCUGCCCCGCGGUCUGCCCCGAAACCUCACCGAGCUGUACCUGGAUGGAAACCAGUUCACCAGUGUCCCCAAAGAGCUGGCGUCAUUCAAGUAUCUACAACUUGUAGACUUGAGCAACAACAAGAUCAGCUCUCUGUCUGACGACUCCUUCUCCAACAUGAGCCAGCUGACCACACUGAUCCUCAGUUACAACUCUCUCCGCUGCAUCCCUCCUCAGGCUCUGGGCGGGCUGCGUUCACUCAGGCUGCUCUCUCUCCACGGCAACGAGAUCUCGGAGCUGCAGAAAGGGAUCUUCAGUGACGUGGCCUCGCUCUCUCAUCUUGCGAUAGGGGCCAACCCUCUGUACUGCGACUGCCGCCUGCUGUGGCUGUCGGACUGGGUCAAGAGCGGCUACAAGGAGCCGGGUAUCGCUCGCUGUGCCGGACCCAAGGGCAUGGAGGGGAAACUGCUGCUGACCACUCCUGCCGACCAGUUCCAGUGCAACGGCCCAGUGGAGCAGUGGGUGCAGGUGAAGUGCAGUCCAUGUGUUUCGUCUCCGUGUUUGAACCAGGGACAGUGUCGAGACGAUCACACGCAGGACUACAGCUGCUCCUGUCCCGCCGGCUUCACGGGGAGGCACUGUGAGACCCCGGUGGACCCCUGUGUGAGCGACCCCUGCACUAACGGAGGCACCUGCAUCAGUGACGAGCAAACGGGAGGCUUCAGCUGUGCGUGUGCUUUUGGAUUCCACGGAGCGUUCUGCGAAGUUAACGUGGACGACUGUGAAGACCACGGCUGUGAGAACGGCGCCACCUGUGUGGACGGAGUGGGCAACUACACCUGCAUCUGCGCCCCCAACUACACAGGACUGUUGUGUGAAGAAGACGAGGACAUGUGCGCCCCUGGGAGGAACCUCUGUUUGCACCAGUCCACCUGCAUCAGUUCCCCAAGCGGACCCAGGUGUGUGUGCGCGCCGGGCUGGGUGGGUCCUGACUGUGGCAUCGAUUAUGACGAGUGCAUGAACCACCGCUGUCAGAACGGAGCUCAGUGCGUCGACAAACUCAACGCAUACAGCUGCAUCUGCCCCCAGGAGUUCAGCGGAGACUUCUGUGACGUGCCUUCCUCUCCGGCUCCGUGCGGCUCCGUCCUCUGCCAGAACGGAGCGAGGUGCGUACAGCUCUCUGGCGCCCCCCAGUGUCAGUGUCCCGCAGGAUUCGAGGGCCCGAGCUGCGAGAUCCUCGUCAGCGUCAACUUCAUCGACCGCGACUCGUACGUCCAGCUUCCAGAGGUCUCCAACUGGAGCCAGGCCAACAUCUCCCUCCAGGUGUCGACAGCGGAGGAUAACGGGGUCCUACUUUACAACGGAGACAACGAGCCGAUCGCCGUGGAGCUGCACCAGGGACGUGUGCGAGUGACCUAUGACCCCGGCAACCAGCCCGCCAGCGCCAUCUACAGCGCAGAGACGGUGAAUGACGGCCGCUUCCACACAGUCGAGCUGGUGACGUUUAACCACAUGGUGAAUCUGUCUGUGGACGGAGGAGAGCCGCAGACGCUGGAUAGUCUGAGCCGCGGUCUGAGCCCCGAGACUGAGGCCUCGCUGUAUGUGGGAGGUAUGCCAGAGGAGGUGCUCUCCCCCUCCCUGUCUCUCUCCUCGUCUCCCCUGAACGUGUCCAGUUUUCACGGCUGCAUCAGAAACCUCUACAUCAACCACGAGCUGCAGGACUUUGCUCUGACCCACAUGAAGCCAGGUGUGGUGCCGGGCUGCGAGGCCUGUGCCAAAAUGCCCUGCGCCAACGGAGUCUGCCAGCCUCACGCCGCACAGGGCCCUCAGUGUGUGUGUCAGCAGGGAUGGAGCGGGGAGCUCUGUGAUCAGCCAAUCACAGCAGGCCUCACAGGAAGUGAUGUCGUCACCAAGGCCACGGAGCCCAACCCGUGUGAGAGCAGCAAGUGUGUUAGGGGGCGCUGUGUGGCCCUGGACUCUCAGAUGUACCGCUGUGAGUGUGAGGCGGGUUUCCACGGAGUCCUGUGUAACCAGAAGGGGGCGCCGGCGCCACUGUGCCAGGGUCUGCCCUGUGUGAACGGAGUGUGUGAGCAAACGGAGCGCGGCGACAGCUGCACCUGCGGCGCAGGCUUCACAGGACAGAGCUGCGACAUCGAGUCUCCGUGUCGUGGGGAGCCGGUGCGGGACUUCCACCGGCUGCAGAGAGGAGGCCUGCGCUGCCAGACCGCCAAGCCGUUCUCCUGGGUGGACUGCAGGGGGCGCUGUCAGGCCGGGGCGGAGCUGAGCCUCAACAACACGUCGUUCUGCUGCUCGCCGCUGCGUGUGCGCCGACGCAAGCUCACGUUCGAGUGCGAGGACGGCUCCACGGUGACGCAGGACGUGGAGAAGCCCGUGGAUCCUCCCAGUCCCACCAGUCCCACCAGUCCUCCCAGUCCCACCAGUCCCACCAGUCCUCCCAGUCCCACCAGUCCCACCAGUCCUCCCAGUCCCACCAGUCCCACCAGUCCUCCCAGUCCCACCAGUCCCACCAGUCCUCCCAGUCCCACCAGUCCCACCAGUCCUCCCAGUCCCACCAGUCCCACCAGUCCUCCCAGUCCCACCAGUCCUCCUAGUCCCACCAGUCCCACCAGUCCCACCAGUCCCACCAGUCCCACCAGUCAUCCUAGUCCCACCAGUCCUCCCAGUCCCACCAGUCCCACCAGUCCCACCAGUCCCACCAGUCCCACCAGUCAUCCUAGUCCCACCAGUCCUCCCAGUCCCACCAGUCCUCCCAGUCCCACCAGUCCCACCAGUCCCACUAGUCCUCCUAGUCCCACCAGUCCUCCCAGUCCCACCAGUCCCACCAGUCCCACCAGUCCUCCUAGUCCCACCAGUCCUCCUAGUCCCACCAGUCCCACCAGUCCCACUAGUCCUCCUAGUCCCACCAGUCCCACCAGUCCCACCAGUCCCACCAGUCCUCCCAGUCCCACCAGUCCCACCAGUCCUCCCAGUCCCACCAGUCCCGCCAGUCCCCCCAGUCCUCCCAGUCCUCCCACCGACGUCUCCUUUAAAGUGUGGGGGUCGGACAUUUCUUUAUUCUCCCCGCCCUUCCUCCACCUUCCUCCUGUGUCUCUUCUUCUUCUUCUCUUUCGGGCGACCCGACCGUUGCCGUGGUUCUUGCUCUGCUCUCCCUCUGUGUCCCGCUCGCACUGUGUGAAUGUCAGCCCCCCCACAGCGCCCCCUCCUGCCGAGCGGAGCGCUGCAGCGGCUCAGCACGACGUCCCAUUACUGAUUAAUACCAGCGCUUCAGCGGCGUUCAAUUAA